AUGUCGAAAGGCCUCCCGCCGGAGGUCGCCAACGUCUCCACGGUGAGGGGAUUCCUGCUGCUGGGAUCCUCGGAGGGCCGGGAGCCACGGCCGGUCCAGGCCGCGCCGUUCCUCCCGGUCUACCCGGCGGCCCCGACGGGGAACCUCCUCGUCGUCGCCGUCACCGCCCUCGACCGGCGCCUCCGCGCCCCCGUGUACUUCUUCCUCGGGCACCUGUCGGUGGCCGACCUCUGCUACAUCUCCGUCACCGUCCCCAAAUCCAUCCUCGUCUCCCUGACGCAGGGCCACUCCAUCUCCUCCCUGGGCUGUGGGACGCAGGUCUGUCUGGUGAUCCUCUUCGCCAGCUCUGAGUACUUCGUCCUCACGGCCACGUCCUACGACCGCUACGCCGCCAUCCGCCUCCCCCUGCGCUACGAGGUCGUCACGGACCGGGAGGCCUGCGGGAAGACGGCGGCCGCCUCCUGGCUCGGCGGGGGGGCCGAUGGGAGUCGCGCGCGCAUCUUCGGGGCCGUGCUGAGGAUGCCGGCCGCCGAGGGCCGGGCCGGAGCCUUCUCCACCUGCCUGCCCCGCCUCGCCGUCGUCGCCGUCUUCUUCCGCACGGCCGCCAUCGCCCACCUCAAGCCCGUGUCGGACUCCCCCUCGACCCUGGACCCGCCGGUGUCCGUGUUCUACGUCGUGGUGCCCCCGGCCCUCAACCCCCUCAUCUACGGCCUGAGGAACCGCGACGUGAAGGCCGCCCUGGGUCUUCUCCUUGGGGAAAUCUCUUCCAUCUUGAAGAGAAAAUGCCCAUGCCCCCCGUCAGACUGA
Ornithorhynchus anatinus (platypus) is the source of this 807-nucleotide messenger RNA. Its product is annotated as olfactory receptor 14J1-like. The transcript is spliced from 2 exons. Gene Ontology annotation, molecular function: olfactory receptor activity; odorant binding; G protein-coupled receptor activity. Gene Ontology annotation, cellular component: membrane. NCBI's taxonomy places the organism in Eukaryota, Metazoa, Chordata, Mammalia, Monotremata, Ornithorhynchidae. The record is from RefSeq and is a predicted model, not a curated record. Bases 1 to 807 code for a protein of 268 amino acids. Gene Ontology annotation, biological process: G protein-coupled receptor signaling pathway.